AUGGCAGACACCGGGCCGAGCAAGCUGCCUGGCCCCCACGACCUGCGCGACCAGCACGCGACAGCACCGCCCACCGAUCCAGAGCUCGAGUCACAGCUUCACAGUCUCAAUGCCGUCCAGUCGCUCGCCUCGCCCGUUGUCGACUCGAUACAGCAGCAUCAGCAACAUCAGCAACAGCAACAACAACAACAAACGUCCGGAAGAGGCAUAUCGUCACGAGGGGCGUUCGACGCGGACUUGAACAAUGCAGCAGAAGGACACCUCCCGCCAGCAGUACGAUCUGCCGGUCAUGGCCUGGAGCAGAUCGAGCAGAUGGACCAGGUGGACAUCACAUUCUCUGGUGACGGGAUGGUGUUGAGCACUCCGCAUGAUGCCAGACUCUCACAGCACCCGGACGACGUUGCUGGCCAUCAAUUUGUAUCGCCGACGAACAAUGACAUGCAGUUCUCACCGUUUACCCAGCAACACCUGCCACAGAACAUGAUACCCCAUUUCCAGUCCCCGGGUCAGGCAGACAUGUCUCAGGGGGGCAGCAGUCACGCCAGCGAAGGCCAUUUCAAGAAUAUGAAAUGCAUACCUAACCCGCCGGACCUCCAGAAAUGGAGAGAGAAGCUGUUCAACGUGGAAGACACGAUUGUCUUGAGCGAAGAGGAGUUCCAAACAUAUUUCCCCCAUGUAGAUAACGUCUACUCCCACCGGUCCACCCAGAGAUACAAGCGCAAGCCCUUUAUAUCCCAUUACUGGGACUGUCGGCUAAAAGGACGCCCACCAGGAACCCCAAAGACCCAUGACCCCAAUAAGAAGAAGCGAAAGAGAACCGCUCGAGAGCGUAAUCUAUGCGACGUCAAGAUAAAGAUCACGGAAUACUUCCCUGGCGCCAUAAAUAGUUCCCAAGAUAUUCCCUCGGGAUUCGAACAACCUUCCCAGGCUUCUUCACCUUCUGAUCUCCUGGUAGUACCUGGCUCAUCAAACUCAAAUCUAGACGGGUCUCAGCCGUUCGGCGUACUAACACCCAGUGCAACCUUGCCACCAGGCCAUCCUGGCGUGGCCGGGGCUCGAUAUUACACAAUUCAACGUGUAAAUGGGAAUGGGGGGAAUGGAAGAUCAGACUCCGUCGAAGGCCCACACCGGCAUACACUUGAAGAAAGUGACCGGAUCAAGAAGAAUAGUGUGCAGAGGAAUCUACUAAAGGAGGAGAAGGACAAGAAGAAGUCAACUACUCAGCAAAAAUCAUACCAUAGCCGUGCAUCUGGAUAUGCAUACUCCACUGUGAAGAAACAUGCAAAGGAGAGCGACUUGAAACUUUAUGGCAGCUGUUUCUGCCCCUUUGUACAGAGGGUAUGGAUUGCCCUUGAGGUCAAGGGAAUACCAUAUCAGUACAUUGAAAUCGACCCAUACAAGCAACCAGACUCUCUACUUGAAGUAAACCCUCGCGGCCUGGUGCCAGCCAUUCGACAUGGCAACUGGGGAUGCUAUGAAAGUAGUGUUCUUCUUGAAUAUCUCGAGGAUUUAGAUAUUGGCAAACCCUUGUUACCCCCAGGAGAUCCGCAGCUUCGUGCACAUUGCCGUUUAUGGGCAGACCAUAUAAACCGCCAUAUAAUACCCUGUUUUUACCGGCUGCUGCAAGAACAAGACCCAGGGAAGCAAAUUACGAUCACUGAACAACUAAAGGACCAUAUAAGCAAGCUUGUCAACGCCUCGCAUGUCCAUGGGCCGUUCUUCCUAGGCCGCAGCAUCUCGUUCGUUGACAUCCAUUUUGCUCCAUGGAUGCUAAGGCUUACCCGGGUAUUGAAACCUUACCGUGCGUGGCCUGAUCCAGAAAGGGGCAGCAGAUGGGCUGCGUGGAUGGAAGCAGUGGAGUUAGAUGAACAUGUUAUGGCCACUACGAGCGCCGAUGAUUUAUACUUGGAUAGCUACCAGAGAUAUGCAGGUGAGUAG
Trichophyton benhamiae CBS 112371 is the source of this 1938-nucleotide messenger RNA. RefSeq lists its product as uncharacterized. The transcript has 6 exons. NCBI's taxonomy places the organism in Eukaryota, Fungi, Ascomycota, Eurotiomycetes, Onygenales, Arthrodermataceae. The coding region runs from base 1 to 1938 and encodes 645 amino acids. Gene Ontology annotation, cellular component: cytoplasm. The record is from RefSeq and is a predicted model, not a curated record.